Molecule: messenger RNA, 1420 nt
Organism: Ictalurus punctatus (channel catfish)
Lineage: Eukaryota; Metazoa; Chordata; Actinopteri; Siluriformes; Ictaluridae
Gene: pop4
Product: POP4 homolog, ribonuclease P/MRP subunit
Exons: 7
Coding region: 128-790 (220 amino acids)
Biological process (GO): rRNA processing; tRNA 5'-leader removal
Cellular component (GO): ribonuclease MRP complex; ribonuclease P complex
Molecular function (GO): ribonuclease P RNA binding
Source: RefSeq, a predicted model, not a curated record
GUGGGACUUGUUAGUUUGCAUCCCGGAAGAGAAUGAGAGAAGUGUGUCUUAAACCAGCGGAACUGUUUUUGUUUUGAGUAUUUGACUUUUCUGUUUUCGGGAUUGAGUGUAAAAGAAAGAACCGGAAAUGGAAAAUGUGGUGUUGUCCAGACUUCCUCCUGCUGAAAGCAAACUGCUGGGAGUUCAGUCCCAGCAUAGAGAAGCUGCUGAGAAGUUCACCAGGGCUUUCCUGAACAGCAGCGUUCCUCGCCUGAGAUGUAAGGAGGCAGAAGACAUGCUGAAGCAUAAAGCUGUGAUGCUGCAGUUCGCUCGGGAGAGGAAGAGGAGAGGGACAAAGACGAAGGCUAAAGGACUGAACGCUAAAGAGAAGAGAGCACUGAGAGUGUUCCAGCUGAAACCUGAGCAUCAGAAGUAUGAUCUGUUCCUGCCGCUGCAUGAUCUGUGGAAGCAGUACAUCACUGACCUGUGUAACGGCCUCAGACCAGACAGUAACCCACAGGUGAUGCAGCAGAAACUCCUGAAGGCAGAUUUUCAUGGUGCUGUUUUAACAGUUGUUCGCUCUAAAUGCCCCUCAUACGUGGGCUCCACAGGGAUCCUGGUGCAGGAGCUGAAACAUGUAUUUAAGAUCAUCACGAAGGAGAACAGACUGAAGAUCAUUCCUAAGAGGAACAGUGUGUUCAGUGUGGAGAUGGGAGAUUUUGUCGCUCAUAUUUACGGCAGUAAGUUCGAGCUCCGCUCCAGUGAGAGAUCGGCCAAAAAAUUCAAGACCAAAGGCACCAUUGACCUGUGAAGAACCUCCUGAUGAUCACACUGUGGGUUCUACAGGGAGAACUCGCCAGCAGAUUCUCUAUCAGAGGCCUUCAGAACAUGGAAGAAGUUUAUUUUUGGUGGGUGGGUGAGAGAGAGAGAGAGAGAGAGAGAGAGACACACACACACACACACACACACACACACGGUUUAGUUCUUUAUACUUCUGUGUUGUAAUUUAUUAAGUUGUGAUUAGACAUGCAGCCUGUGUUCCAAUAACCUCCUCUUCCUCUCAUCACUCCCUCAGGAGUGUGUGAUUCAGCAGGAACACUCUCUCUCUCUCUCUCUCUCUCUCUCUCUCUCUCUCUCUCUCUCUCUCUCUCACACACACACACACACACACACACACACACACACACACACACACACACACACACACACACACACUGUACAGAAGUGAAUCAGCUGUUUACACAUCACCUCGAUUGUUAACUAGAUUUAGUUCUUAUCUGAGAUUAGUGCGUGAGGGGGAGAGUUAAACUGAAUUGGAACACACCCACCAUACCUUCUAUUUGGUUGUAUACCACUUCAGAACACCAGGUGGCAUCAGUGUUGGUGUUUACCUCCUUCAUGUUCACUGUAGAUGCUGAAUAAAUCUGUGUGUAUUAUUUAA